AUGAAAAUGGUGCUCUACACUAUAAAAGAGCUUAUGCUAUUAUGCUCUGAUUAUUCACUUGAUGCUCAAGUUCAAAAGACGUUAUUUGCUACUGAUUUAUGGGUAGCAAAAGCAGCACGAGAUCAACAAAUUAAACUUGUCGAACAUAUCUCACAAAUUUAUAACAAAAAUGGUUUUCUCAAUAGACCACGCUCACCUUCACGUGUUGUUUCCAGUUCCCAACGAAAUCUUGCAGCAAGAUCUGCAUCAGCUGAUUUUACACAAAUGUCAGCUUAUAAUAAUAAAUUUCAAUCAUUUGCUUCCAAAAAAAAGCCUGAUGGUCUAAAAAUUGGUGCUACCUUUUCACCACCAAAACAACAAUCGACAAGUCUGGUUAGAAAACUAAGUGGCAUUGAAAUGGAUAUAUCCACAAUUGGAGAACCGAAACUAAUGCCAAUAUUCGAAGGAAGUGAAGAAAAGGCAAUACAAAAUGGUCCUGCAAUCAGCACAGUGACAACGAAAAGAGUUAUCGAUUCUGGUGAUAUGACUAACGAUGCUGAUAAAACAGAAAGCAUAGAAAAUAUGCUCUCAACAACUGAAGGAUCAAGAAUGCAUAUUCCAUCAACAACAAUUGCUUGGACUUCAUUUGAAUUUGAACCAACACCUGCAUCAACAGCACAGCAGGAUUCCUUAUAUGAACUUAGUGUACAUGUCGAUAGUAUUCUCAAAACAUCUUUGCACGAAAAUUCAAAUAAAGAUUUUAAAUCAACAACAGACACGAACAAAAAUGAGAAAAAUAAUCGUGUAAUUAGAAAAUGUAUCAGUGCAUCAUUGAAUGUUCGACGACCAAUAACAAGAGUGAAAUCUGAUAUGAGCGAAACAAGGGGUAAGAAAAAUGGACAAGGACACAUAUCACGUGCAGCACUACGAUAUUUAUCGGACGAUCCCAAAAUAGUCGCCGAAAUAGAAGAACUUGAAUUGGAAUAUUUAUUCAAUUACAUUCGCUAUUUGAAAACGUUUGCUAAAUAUUCUGAAAUGGCAGAAGAAGAAAUAAUGGCCCAAGUGGAAAGUGAUCCUCAUACAUUACGUAAUCUUUUGGAACGUUCUACGAAGAUAUUAGCUGAAUAUUUUAUAUUCUAUAAUAAAUAUAAAAAAUGUUCUCGUCGUGGUUUCGAUGGUGUAGUACGAACAUGGCGAAGAAAUUUACAUCAGUUUGAUAAACCGACAACAAUAAGUGAAAAUAAACAACCAACAGUAGAUGUGACAGAAGAAAUAAAAAUAUCUCAAAAAAGAAUUUGUUUUCGAAAUCCUUGUGGAAAUCGUGGACUUUGUGUUGAAACUCAUCAGUCAUACGAAUGUCGAUGUUAUUUCGAUUAUAUUGGAGAAAAUUGUCAAGAACGUUUGAAACAAGAUAGGGCACUAUGGUCUUCUCUAAUACCGGUACAUACAAAAGUUUUGUUCGAUAUGCUGCAAAAAGCCUAUCAUUCUAACAAACCUCAAAGAAAAUCAUCGAAUGAAAUUAACUUUGGCAGUGUAUUAUCAACAGAACAUAUUCAAAUGACAACGACUAAUCCAUUGAUAAGAAAUGAAAACACACGCGAUUCUAGAUCAAGAUCAGAAUCGAAUGAUCUUUCAACAUCAACAACAAUGUUUUUAAAUGAUCUUCCAAAGUAUUCGACGACGAUUAAUAGAGAAAAUCAAAGAAUAAGCAUUGAUUCAGAUGAAAAUUCAGUGACCACAUUUCCUCCACCACCAAAAAGAUUUCGCACAAAUCCUGUCAUUAUUCCAGCUAGUGAUAUUCAGUUGGAUGCUAUUUUUCCAAAGCAGACGUCAUACAGUCAACAAUCGUCUACAAUCAGUUCUGAUCAAUUGACAUCCGAGUCAUCAUUCAACGAAUCAUCCAAUACGAAUGUAACAGAUAACAAUUCUUCUACAAUAGUCAAUGAUGUAUCAUCACUGAUUCCGUCGACAACAGCAGAUAGACUAUUAGAAAGUACAAUAAGUUUAUCGAGAUACACCAUGGAUGUUGGAAACGAUAGUGGUAAACAUUCAACGACACAUUCCAAUGAUAAUUUAACAUCUGAAACGAGUAGCAUGACCGAUUUGAACACCGUUACCAUUGAUGUUACAAUGACAACAUCUACUCAAGAAAACAACGCUGUCAACUCUAGUACAAUAUCAGCAAGCGAUCACGAUUCAAACGCUAGCUUAUUUUCACUUACAAACAGGCCAACAACGACUCAAAACGAGCUCACUACAACGAUUACAACACCCUCUACUACUAUUGAUUUCUUAAAUCCUAAUAUGUACGUACCAUUAUUAUUUGACUUAACGUCUUCAUCGACUAAUGAAAAAAGUGAAACAAGUACUGAUCCAGCAUGGUUACAAUAUUUCAGUUUUAAAAGACAUCAUCGUAAAGAGACAGCAACACCAAUUAUCUCAGAUAAUUAUUCGACUGAAUCUGAAAACAGUAUAAAUGAAUUAAUAACAACCACUAUGUCACAACCAGAUUUAACUUCACUGAAUCACGCUAGCAUUGAAUCUGUUUCUAGUUUAAUGCCUGAUUCAUUCGAUUUUUCUUCAAUAAGCACACCAUUACCAACGAAUGACUCUUUUUUCGAAAAUAGCACUGUGUCAGAUUUCCCCGAUUACUCAUUGUUUUCAAAUAGCACGGACAAUAUUAGUACUUCAGCGACAACAGUAGACGUGAAUCAAACAUUGUAUUUGCAUUCUCUAACAUCUAUUAUGAACAAUUUACACCGAACAAAUGUAGAAUUAAUUGGUGAUGAUAAAAGUUCUAAAUUAGUAGAUAAUGAAGUACUAAACAACAUUUCAAAUGCUGUUGAAUCAAAAUUAUUAUACAAACUAUGCGAGGAAUUAUUAGCACGACUUUUACCGAAUACGCCAAAGAGUAGUCAAGAACAACUUCAAAUUGAUAAUAAAACAGCGAAUGCACUGUUCAGUUGGUUAAGUGAACAUCUAACAAGUACGACUAAAAAUAAUUUAGUCAAUGAACAACAAACAACAGUAGCGCCACCUAAAUCACUGCGACGUUUAAGUAUAACCGAAGUUUUGAGUAAUUUAGAUGAAUUACCAUUAGAUGGAUCGCUUACUUCAGACGAAAAGAGGAGAUAA
This is a messenger RNA of Didymodactylos carnosus, 3114 nucleotides long. NCBI's taxonomy places the organism in Eukaryota, Metazoa, Rotifera, Eurotatoria, Philodinida, Philodinidae. The record is from the annotation of a GenBank genome assembly.